CUACAGGGCCGGCACGCCACAGAUGUGGCGUGCUCAGCGAGGCUAGCGCUCAUUUCCUACUCGUUUCCCUCGUUUCCUACUACUCGUUUCCUACUCAUUUCCUAGGCUUAUUUAUACUCUACAGAAUGCCACGACGUCGCAGUACAAACCAAUACCAACAUUUCAUUCCACGGUUCAUAUUGCGAAGAUUCCAAGUCGGGCCUGUGAAGUCCAGAGCAGAACGAGAUAGAGAAUUUGGACGCACUGGUGUUGAUCCUGAAUACGUCCACUACUAUGAUAUUGCUACAGGCAGCCUUGACAUACGCCCUAUUGGAAAGGUUUACGGCGUACCGAACUUUUACCAGGACAUUCGUAACACUGGAAAUAUCAACGAACUAGAGGAGAAAUUAGGGGACCUCGAAAGUCAUGCAGCCUCCAUCAUCACAGCCUUGCAUAAAGAGCUUCCUCAGGGUACUUUCACUCUGAAGCGCAGGCCUCUAGAGCGCCUGCGGAAGUUCCUGUUUGUCAUGCAUUAUCGCAAUGUAUCGUGCUCCGGCACCUACUUUCAAGUGGAUCACCCGGAAAACGCAGGGGGCCGUCAGUGGAUCGAGUCCUUCAUGAGGGCGAAGGGUCUUCAAUCCUCUGUCGAGGUGUGGCUACACUUCCUCAGAUACUACCUGGACAUGUCUCAUUCAGACAUCAUGCGCGAUGCUGCUGAACUCAUCGAGAAGUACGGUGAAGAAGGUCUUCAAAAAAUGAUGACCAAAUCCCAUAUCUCACCUGAUCUCGAACUCUUCCCAGCUUACACUUACCACACUCAGGCAAACGGCUACUUCUUCAGUAUAUGGGAAGCCGCAGAAGGGGAAGAAUUUAUCAUCGCGCACAAUGCAUUUGGUUUGUGGGAAGGUUUGGCAGGUGGCUCCCCUGGCCUGCACCGCAUAUUUGUAGUCAGCCCCCGCAUUGCUAUCGUCCUGCGCGGUGUUAUAUCGCGUCCAGAAUUGAAAGAACACCUAAUGCCAGGCGCCCUCGUGAGCUCCUUGCUCGACGUGAAUCCAGCACCACCGACUCCAAUUUACAGCAGUGGAGGGAAUAACAUGCACAUUGACCACUUCCAAUCCGCGAGGUCACUUGCACGUUACAGAUCCUCCCAGGAUGGGGAAAACGACAGCUUUGUGUUCAAGAUAACAAAGCUGUCGAGACCCCAAACGUUGGCGUUCAAUUUCGUUGUAUUGGUCAACAUGACGGAGACAGGCUCUUUGACCUUUCUGUCAAGUGCGAGUAUGCUUCGCACCUCGCGUGCGUUCCGGUGUUUGCCAAUGAAUUUCCUGGCGAGCGAGCUGCUCGUUCCGCUCAUUGGGCGCUUGACUGCCACUACGGAGACAGAAGUGUCGGCUCCUCGUCAACCAUUGCAAUCACCAACGGCUGUCCCUGGCAGUGAUAUUGAUGCCCUUAAACUCGUCGAUAUAGAGCUUUAUGCGCUUCUCAUGCAAAUAUGCAUGGGUAGCAAACGGCUCCCUUCUGCAUAUGACAGGGCCCAUCUAGUCCUGAAGAUCAUGGAGAAAGCAAAGCCCACCUCAUUCGCAGAUGAAAUCAGGCGAGAGGUCACGAAGGUUUUUAAGGUCUGCAGAGGAUAUUUGGAGACUACCGUGUCUUUCGCUGAGGGCGCCCGUUUCGCCCCCUUGCUCCCUUCGAUUUCCACCGAGUCGUCUUCUCAACUCUUCCAAUUCAUGAUACCACACAUGAGCACACUUGGCGCGGUGAUGGCUGGAGGUGAAGGGAUUUUGGAAGAGGUUCAAGAUGAAGUCGCCGUGCUGAGCUUUCUGCAACGUGCGUCAUGCAGCCCUGGCGUGUGGCAUACACUCUCGUGUAGCAGCCCACAGGCCCCCGAAAUCUUGUCAAGGCUUUUCAAGGAAGGCACGUCAGCAGAUAGAUGUGUCUUGUACUUCACGCGGUUUUUGUACGAGCGGCGGGCUUCACCAUCAAAUUUCUCUUCCGGUUUUCACAUGGCAUAUUCGUUACGAGGAUUAUGCGGGAUGGCUGGGCCGACCACCAAUCCCAUCAGUCAGAGAUACUAUCAGUUAACAGCUUCUAUGAUCCAAUGUCUUGGUCGCAUGAUGCUGGGGUCCCUGCCGGAACCGUACUCUUCGCAACCGCGCGAGAGGCCCAAGGCUCAGCUCGCUUACAAGAUGUCAGAAGAGCAUUCAAACUUGCUUUUCUCGAAUAUGAAGAUGAUGUUGCGGAAAUCGCUCCCGGGAUACAAGCCAUCUCCGGGAGGGGAUACUAGAGCCGAAACCGUCAAAAAGUGGAUAGAUGAGAUGGCCAUCGUCGGCUGUCUUGCGUGGUUGGGGAAGCACAGGAGGAAUUUCUUGGACUGCGUUCUGGAUGCGUUUUCGCAGGGUAUGAAUUUCAAGCUGUUUGAAGACGAAGAAGCCACUGGGAGUGCCUCGGGCUGAAUCAGCUUGUGCGUCUAAAGCGUUCAAGAACAACUUACUGAGUACUUGCUGGGAUACAUCAGUUGUACAUAUUAUAUCAAUAAGAUGCUUUGCAAUUUGACCGAAUCAUCAGGCACGAAGCUUCAAGCUUGACGGGAGUAGGUGGGACAAUAUUGUGUGUAUGAGGAGGUUCCAGUAAUACUGGUGCCACACUGGUGUAAGGAUACUACAGAAGGCGGCGCCGCUGGUAGUAGCACGGCAGUGCAAGUGUCAUCUGCCAGUGGCAGUUUGGAUAGGAAAUAUCAGACCCGCAAGUGGUACUGCAGGGACUGCACGAGUUCUUCCAUUACCGCGACCUAUCACUGGCUGGGGCCGGGCUGCCAGGCAAGAGGCAUUUUUCGAACAAGCAUAUGUGCUCCCGAAAAUUCCAGUGAACUGUCA
Molecule: messenger RNA, 2852 nt
Organism: Suillus clintonianus
Lineage: Eukaryota; Fungi; Basidiomycota; Agaricomycetes; Boletales; Suillaceae
Exons: 2
Coding region: 126-2432 (768 amino acids)
Source: RefSeq, a predicted model, not a curated record